CUGUCAGUUCAUAUGGCUGCCUCUACCGCUGCUGCUGCUGCUGCUGCUGCUGCUGCUGCACACUAGACUACAUGGUUACAGAAUAAAGAGAUGUGGCAGCUCCAGGACAGUGCUGUCUUCUUCUCAGAGGAAAUGUCCUGCAGAUGCACACUCACCAUUUUAUGGACUAUGAGCAUACAUGGAGUCGUUUGAGAGCCAUGCGUUUUCUCCCACCACAGUUGGCAGGCAGGUAUUUUCCUUCAGCAGCCAGGAGCUGCACUGGGGAUGCAUCUCAUCUGAUUUAGCCUGAAUGCUAGCUGACUAAUGAACAACAUGCAUGUUUUCUUAUUUACCUGUAGUUGCAACUUGGAUAUUGUUUUUUAAAUUUAAAAUUUUUAAAUUUCAUCUCAUGAUGGGGUGCACAGUAGUCCCUCCAUAAGUCUGAACCUGCACCCAGAAACUCUGUGUUAGCUAAACCCUUCAUUUCUUUUUAAACUUGGCUUUAAUGAAGCCUCUCUGGUGGAGCCUUUCAUCACCUGUUCUGUCUUGUAAAGCAGGUGUAAGAAACUUUAGGUGUGUGCACUGUCAGGUGGGAUAAAUGAUGUGGACCAGACCCAGGAGGACUGGCACACUACUACACCGACUGGGUGCCACUGUGGAUGGAGUUAACCCAGGCCAGCACUCCUCCUCCUCUUCCUCACCAUGGGGACACUGAACCAGCUCUUCUUCAUCCGACUGUGAGGACUUGGUGUGUCUUCAGUCCUGUCUUAUUGGACCAGCAGUGAAUCAGUCAUGACAAGGCAGGACUGUGGGCCAGCUCUUCAACCAGAGGAGGUUUACUUAAGUGGACCCAGACAGAAGUAAAACACAACCUCAUGUGCAGAAUGUGUUCUUACACCAAGGACCCUUGAGUUACUGCACACACACACACACACACACACACAGUAGAUACAAGUGGAUGAGGCAUUGCUAACGAGGGAUCUUAUCUGUGGAUUAAUGCUGGUACUGUCAUCUGAGACAGACAGAGACACCUGGGAUCACAUUUUUUCAUUGUGCUAAAAUCCAGUCUGUGGGAAUUCAUCCUUUUCUACCUGGACACAGACAGCCACCGCCACCCGCCAUCGCCACCCUCUUUAAGUUCUCAAGUUGUCAAACCCCUUCCUGUUUCCUGUCAUCCCACCAAAGGAAGAACUUUUUUGGACCAUGCAUUGACAAGACUGAACUGGAAGCCUUAGUGAGAGUCAAGUUUACACGGAGUCAGCCAUGCCUAUCAGAAAAAAAAGACACAGCUCGAGCCCUGGGGCUUUUGGAGGAGUACUGCACUAAACUGAGGAAGCCGGAGGAGCAGCAGCUCAAAACUGCCAUUAUGAGAGUGAUGGGGAUUUUCAAAAGCAACCUGUUUGAAGCUCUUCUCGAUAUCCAGGAGUUCUAUGAAGUGACGUUGCUAAACACACAGAAGAGCUGCGAGCAAAAGCUGGAGGAGGUCAACCACAUGGCGGACAAGUGGGAGAAGAGUGUGUCUAUACCAAACUCUGAGCUCGCACACUCUGCCUGUCCGCUAGAGGAGCAGAGGGAGCAGAGCAGCUCUGAACCCAGCGGGAUGGAGAAGGGAGAGAUCAGUGCCAAGACCUCUGAGAACAGGCCACCAGCAGUACAGGGGUCCCCCCCCAACGGCCAGACCCCACCCUGCAUGAACCCUGCCUUGAUGAACGCUCCUUGGCAGUACCACUACCAAGAAGACGACUCGCCGCCUCUUGACCAGGGAUUCCCGCGGCUCACCAACGAGGUGCGCGCCCCCGAGCUCGUGCACGUGUCCGAGAAGAACCUGUCCGAGAUCGAGAAUGUUCACGGCUACGUGUCCCAUUCCCACAUCUCUCCUCUCAAGCCUGCACUGGUUACCCAUUUUGAUCUUGCAUACCCGGGUGUGACCACAGCAAACUACAUGGCCAGCCCUGCCCCGAUAAUCGUCAACACAGACACUUUGGACUCAGUUCCUUACGUCAACGGCACAGAAAUUGAAUACGAGUUUGAGGAAAUCACUCUAGAGCGGGGUAACUCGGGGUUGGGCUUUAGCAUCGCCGGAGGGACGGAUAACCCACACAUCGGUGACGAUCCCGGCAUCUUCAUCACCAAGAUCAUCCCUGGAGGAGCUGCAGCAGAGGAUGGACGGCUAAGAGUAAAUGACUGCAUCUUACGGGUGAACGACGCAGACGUGUCGGAGGUUUGUCACAGUAAGGCGGUAGAGGCCCUGAAGGUCGCGGGUUCUAUUGUCCGGCUGUACGUGCGGCGCCGCAGGCCGAUGCUAGAGACCAUCAUUGAGAUCAAACUCAUCAAAGGACCAAAAGGGCUUGGCUUCAGUAUUGCAGGUGGAGUUGGAAACCAGCACAUCCCUGGCGACAACAGCAUAUACGUCACCAAGAUCAUUGAUGGCGGGGCAGCACAGAAGGAUUGCCGGCUACAAGUAGGAGACAGGCUUUUAAUGGUGAACAACUACAGUCUGGAGGAAGUGUCUCACGAGGAGGCCGUGGCCAUUCUGAAGAACACGUCGGACGUGGUUUACCUAAAGGUGGGGAAGCCCACCAAUGUCUACCUAUCAGAUCCCUAUGGGCCUCCUGAUAUCACACACUCUUUCAAUCCAGCCAUGGAAAAUCAUAUCUCUUCCCCCGUCAACAGUGGCACUCUGGAGUACAAGUCCAGUCUCCCUCCAAUCUCCCCCGGGAGUUACUCCCCCCUCCCUAAGCACUUACUUGGUGAAGAGGAUAUAAACAGGUUGGAUGGUUUUUCCUUCUUACGAAAUCCUUCACUAGAGGACGUGGAGGGUCACAGGUUUGAUUCCCAGCACUUCCAGUUGAGGCCUCCUGAGCCAGUUUACAGCACUGUGAACAAACUAUGUGACAAAGCACCCUCCCCCCGACACUAUUCCCCAGUGGAGUGCAACAAAAGCCUCCUCCACUCCGCCCCCCUCCCAUAUCACUUAAGCCUGUUCCCUGACUCGGAUAUCACCAGGGAACCCAGGAAGGUCGUGCUGCACAAAGGCUCCACGGGCCUGGGCUUCAACAUCGUGGGCGGCGAGGACGGCGAGGGCAUCUUCGUCUCCUUCAUCCUGGCGGGAGGGCCCGCUGACCUGAGUGGAGAGCUGAGGCGAGGCGACCAGAUCUUAUCGGUAAACGGCAUCGACCUACGAGGAGCCACGCAUGAACAAGCAGCCGCAGCGUUGAAGGGAGCUGGACAGGUGGUCACCAUCAUCGCCCAGUACAGACCAGAAGAACUUGCUCUAUGCUCACCGCGACGGGCCCGCUCUCCUGCACCAGAGUAUGGGCGUUUUGAGGCCAAAAUCCAUGACCUGCGGGAACAGAUGAUGAACCACAGCAUGAGCUCCGGGUCGGGAUCCCUGCGAACCAAUCAGAAGAGAUCGCUCUAUGUGAGGGCACUGUUUGACUAUGAGAAGUCAAAGGACAGCGGCCUCCCCAGCCAAGGGCUCAGCUUCAGGUACGGGGACAUCCUCCACGUCAUCAACGCCUCCGAUGAUGAGUGGUGGCAGGCCCGCCGCGUCACCCCGCACGGGGACAGUGAGGAAAUGGGCGUCAUCCCCAGCAAGAGACGGGUGGAGAGGAAAGAGCGAGCGCGUCUAAAGACCGUGAAAUUCAAUGCCAAGCCGGGGUCAUUUGAUUCAAAAGCGUCAUUCAAUGACAAACGUAAAAAGAAUUUCAUCUUUACACGAAAGUUCCCGUUCUACAAGAACAAAGAGGGUGAGCAGGAUGGCAGUGAUUCAGACCGGAGUCAAGAGGAUGUGAUUCUCUCAUAUGAACCUGUGCUACGGCAAGAAAUUAAUUAUGCCAGACCCGUCAUCAUCCUCGGACCGAUGAAGGACAGAAUCAACGAUGAUCUGAUAUCAGAAUUCCCAGACAAGUUUGGGUCUUGUGUGCCACCUGCUAACAGUUCAGGGCAUCAAGAUACCACUCGGCCGAAGAGGGACUACGAGGUGGACGGGCGAGACUACCACUUUGUGAUGUCCAGAGAGCAGAUGGAGAAGGACAUCCAAGAGCACAAGUUCAUCGAGGCGGGACAGUACAACGACAACCUGUACGGAACGAGUGUCCAGUCUGUGAAAUAUGUGGCUGAAAGGGGUAAACACUGCAUUCUGGAUGUGUCUGGAAAUGCCAUCAAACGACUACAAGUAGCACAACUCUAUCCCGUCGCCAUCUUCAUAAAACCUAAGUCUAUUGAUUCAUUAAUGGACAUGAAUAAGAGACUGACAGAGGAACAAGCCAGGAAGACGUUUGACAGGGCGAUGAAGCUGGAGCAGGAGUUUGGUGAAUUCUUCACAGCCCUGGUUCAAGGAGACACCUUAGAAGACAUUUAUAACCACUGCAAACAGGUCAUAGAAGAACAUUCAGGACCCUAUAUCUGGAUCCCCUCAAAGGAGAAACUAUAAUAACUCAUCACCCUGGAAGGGAGUCUGGACUGCUAGAAACUAGUAAUAAGUUGUAACAUAUGAUAACUGUAUGGCGAUGAUGAAUAGUCUUCAUAAAUAAUUAUUGUGUAUAUGUUUUCACGUUUUGUUUUUUUUCACUUUUGUUUGGUUAUUGCUUCAUUUUUUCACUCAACAUGAAUGUUCCUGAAUGUAUUCCACAAAGUGUUAGGGAAUUUUUAGGUCUUGACACAUGAACCGUUUGUGUAUUUGAACAAAAAGAAAAGAAAAAGAAAUGUGAUAAAUUAAAUAAAUAUGGGGUAUGUGUGGAAUUUCAAACAGGGAACAGGAGGUGGCGUAUUCAGCGCAGAUGUCUUUGCUUUGCUAACAUAGGAAGGAAAGUAUAGGUAUUCCAACUGUGACACCCUCACCCUCCCUUCACUCUGCAACAACUAACGAAGAAUCACAUCAAUGUUUUAUCUGAUUUUGCAUCUAUGCAUCCCCUGAACGCAGCUUUGAUUUGUGUUUGUUUACAUUGUUACUUCUUCCUCCAAUUACUGUAUUUAUUUCUCUGACAUGACACGUGUGAGGAAAAUGUUGUAUUCACUGUAAGACUUUUGUUUUUUUAUUUAAAAGCAGGCAUUACUCAUCCAGCUGUUGCACUGACAAUGAUUAAAGGGAGAAAGCUGCUAUUGGCAACGGAGAUGUAACACUAUAUUUUGCUACUUAAAUUGCUAGGGAGGCACAAAAAGCACAGAGUUAUUUAUUAUUGAAAAAUAUAACUUUAAAAGGUAAUUUACAGAGCAUGUUUUAUUUGAAUGAUGUUGUGACUACCGUAUGUUAGGAUGGAUGGGAAUAUUAUUGUGAAAGAGACAUUUCAUAUUCCCAGUAUUUUGUAAAUUUGGAGUUGAAAAAGGGUCGAUUAGUGAUUAAAUUUAAUACUGAAACACAUUUUUUUGUCUUUUGAAACUAAUAACAAGGACAGUGAAGAAUAGGAAUACAAAUAAAGGACCAAUACUUUCUGAAAACAGAGAAGACAGAAGCAUACCUUUCACAAAAUGCAGUUAAGUAUCAGAUAUUGAUAUUGUUAUUAUAAGGAUUUGAAAGACUUAAAGAAAGGUGAGUUUUUUCAACUGUACUUUGAAGAGGACACUGAUUCAGAUAGCUUGUUCUUCUCAGGCUGAGUCUUAAUGAGAAAGGUUUGAUAAUAAUGAUUGGAUUCAUAGCUUGGGAGAAGACCCGACGCACAUGUCUGACCCUGCUCUCCGGUUCAUAUCCAAUUUCUAUACAAUAUGUUGGUGUUUCCCCCAGAAAGUGUUUCACUGUUGACCUGCAGUGGAAGGGAUUGUAACACAACGUGGGAAUUUUGUAUUAAAAAGACUUUGGAUACCCAAUUGAUUUGUCUAACUCAAAAUUAGUUUCAGAUAAACUUUUGAAUACAUUUUACUGUGGAUUUUGUCCCCCAUCUCUUAUUAGGAAGGGAUCUCUUCAUGUCCAGUAUGAUCGAAUGCAGCAAGCAAAACCUGUUUCAAUGUCCAUGUGGGCAUCUGACUACUCUUUUAAGACAGACGUGGAAAAAUUGUCAGCCUGUCCUUUAAUUGUUAGGUAUGAAAAUGUCCCACAGAUUUAGUCAUUUGUGUCCUCAGCUGAGAAUAUUGACCCUCAGGUGUCCAAUCAGUCAACCUAAUAGCGACCACACCUCCUGCCUCUGGUUCAAACAUGAAAGCUGCAUUAAUAGCUACGAUCAUGGAUGACUUUCUUUAAGUUGCCGUGAGACAAUUGCAAUCUUACUUAUGAGGUGUUUUCUUAGCUGGACAACCCUUUUAUCUCACUCCCCAGCCAGAUCUGGUUUAAAAACACCUUCAAGUGUUCAGCAGAACACCUGAUGGGACAACAUGGACUAUCCUGAAUCAGCUACAGAGAGUGAUAGAAAGCCUGAAUAAAGCUUUAGAAGUGGAUGAGCCCUGAUGUCCAGACCCAGUACGAUAUCCACUAGUUUACUCACCGGUGGCUCUCCUUGUUUGAAGGCCCAUAUAGUAGUAUAGUAAGCACUUGGAAUGACUAAUGCAUCUACCAGUGUGAUGAUAACCUUCCUGUUCUGUUAAAGUGCAACGCCAUUUGGUCGUUAGAUUCCCAUGACAACAAUUUGCGAGUAACAUACUGUAUAUUAUUUGAUUUAGACGGCAUGUUUGACCCAACCUGUUAUCAAGUAAAUAUAUUAGUUCCAUUGAAUACAGGUAUGUUUCUAAUCAAAAAUCAAAAGUGCAUUUAUUCAUUGUUUUUAAGUAAUGAAAAUAGGCACCGUAUGAUAACAGCAAUGAAUACAAUUUUUAAAGCAAAUCUAAUUCAACUAGUUAUUGUGAAAGAUGGCACAGUGCAGUCAGAAGACUGACCCCUGACCUGUUUGUACGGACCACAUACUGAACCUGUAGUAGACUGACGAGCACUUAAAUCACAUACUUUGAAGAUGAAAAUGAUGUUUUCAUGUACAGAUGGGAUCAUAUUUCUCAUCCCUUUGCCAUGAAUUAGUUGAGAUUUGUGGUUAUAUGGAAUAACAAAUAUUUUCCGCACUGCUAUGUGACAAUCAACACUAGUUUCUUUUUAUUUUUUUGCAUUAUGUUUGCAGAUAUCUGCCAUCAUUCUUUUGCAAGUUUCCCAUAACAUAUUGGUCACCACUUGCCUUAACAGAGUCGGUUUACUGUACAGUAUAUAUCAGAGAUGAGAGCUUAUAAAUGUACUUCCUUUGAGAGAAUAGAACGUUUUAUUUAAUCCUCCUUCACAUCUAAAUUUCAGUGAAAGGAGGCUAAAUCAGAUCUGAGGUGUCGUUGUGCUGAGGGUGUUGACGCAUGAUAAAGUUUAAGGACGGAGAGAUAUUUUCUAUUUUGUAAUUUUAUCUUAAAAAUGAGCAUUUCUGCGGCAACAAGAAAAACAUUUUAAAAUGGAUCAAUAUUUUGAUCCUUGUUUUUCGAACGUGUUAUUAAUAUGAUGACAUGUAAAAGAAAAUAUAACUUCAUAUAUACUGGCCUGGUUCUAAUGCUGAACCUAAUACUUCCAAAGUCAUUGUGAACAUUGUAACACAUCAACAGGUCAGUUGGGGAUCUUUGUGUGGAAAUGUAAAGGAUGUCUGACCUAUGCAUGUUGCAACAGUCUUCUGUUUCCUGUGGAUGUGCCUCCAAUGCAACUGAAGCAUUGGGGUACUCACUGUGUUUUAAAACAUGAUCAAACUGCAGAUUUGAAUCAUCCAAUCAGACUUGUGUCUAUUUUAAACUCAAAUAAAAACACUGUUGGAAGA
Molecule: messenger RNA, 7682 nt
Organism: Sebastes umbrosus (honeycomb rockfish)
Lineage: Eukaryota; Metazoa; Chordata; Actinopteri; Perciformes; Sebastidae
Gene: dlg2
Product: discs, large homolog 2 (Drosophila)
Exons: 30
Coding region: 1346-4414 (1022 amino acids)
Biological process (GO): chemical synaptic transmission
Cellular component (GO): neuron projection; neuromuscular junction; postsynaptic density membrane
Molecular function (GO): kinase binding
Source: RefSeq, a predicted model, not a curated record